AUGGUCAAAUGGUUUGAUCUAGAAAGACGUUUGAAAAUGCAAAACACCAUAGAUCAAGAGACUGAAGCUCAAAUUAGAUCUGAAGCUCAACGCUGGAAGAGUAUCAUGGAAAGGCUUUUAGCAAUUAUACAGUUUUUGUCUUCUCACAAUUUAGCAUUUAGAGGUCAUAAAGAAACAAUAACUACAGACAGUUCAGAUAGAAGUGGUAAUUUUCUAGAUCUUGUAAAACUAAUUGCUAAAUUUGACCCUAUUUUAAGAGAACAUUUAAAUCAUGCCACCAACAAAACAAUAGCCAGAAAUCAUUACUUAAGCAAAGAAAUUCAAAAUGAGUUUAUAUCCCUAAUGGCAAAUCAUGUUGUAAAAAAAAUUAGAGAAAAAAUAAUAAAAAACAAAUACUAUGCAAUCAUUUUGGACUGUACGCGAGACAUUGCAAGAGUUGAACAACUUUCUGUGAUUUUGAGAACUACUUAUAUGGAAACUGCUACAAUUGAAGAGCAUUUUAUCGGGUUUGUUGCUGUUGAAACAACUACUGCCGAAGAUUUAACCGACUACUUGUUAAAAGAACUUGAAAAUCUUGGCUUAACUCUAGCUGACUGCAGAACUGCAGAGAGCAGAGUUACGACAAUGGAUCGAAUAUUUGAGGAUUGGAACUUGAUUUUAGGUGAUGCAGCGUCAUCUAGCGUUCAAGCUCAGACAUUUUUUGGUACCUUACAAAGAUUGUACACGAUUUUUUCAUGCUCCUGUCAUAGAUGGGGCAUACCUAAAGAACAUGUAGACAUAUCAGUGAAGCCUCUGUCAGAAACUAGAUGGGAGUGUCGAGUGGAAUCUGUAAAAGCAGUUAGGUUCCAGUUGAGUAAGGUUUGCGACGCUCUGUUGAGUUUACGUGAAAAGAGUACAGACUGUUCACUUAUAAGCGAAUGCCAUUCAUUAGAAAAUAAAAUUUCGACAUUUGAGUUUGUUGUUUCAUUAGUCAUUUGGUACGACAUCUUGGUGAAAAUUCACGUUAUUAGUAAAAUGUGGCAAAGUCCAAAUAUGAACCUGGAUGUAGCAAUAAAUCAUUUAAAGAUAUUUUUAAAAUGGUUAGAUGAAUAUAGAGAGCAGGGUUUUGAGUCGGCACUAGUGACAGGUAGAGAAAUAGCUGGAGAAAUAGGACUCAGUGAAAUAACUUUUAAGUCUACAAGGCAAAGACAGAAGAGAAGACUGUUUGACUAUGAAGCUUCGGAUGAGACACCAGAUUUAUCACCAAUGAAUAGAUUUAAAAUAAGCUAUUUUUAUGUGGUAGUGGAUACAAUCCGUACAAGUUGCGAGCCAAGGUUUGAAGCUCUGAAAUGCCAUGAAAAUAAUUUUGGUUUUUUGUAUAAGACAAUGAAUCUUUCCACAAUGUCUGAUGAAGAGCUGUUAAACAACUGCAAAGAUUUACAAGUUACACUAUCAAUAGGAAAUGAACAUGACAUAGAUGGAUUAGAUUUGUUUGAAGAGCUAAAAAUAUUUUCAAGUGUCAUGAUUGAAGUAGAAUCUCAGCAGAAAAAAAAGGAAAAACUGAACAAAAUGGAAUAG
Sipha flava (yellow sugarcane aphid) is the source of this 1557-nucleotide messenger RNA. RefSeq lists its product as uncharacterized. The transcript has 2 exons. Lineage: Eukaryota; Metazoa; Arthropoda; Insecta; Hemiptera; Aphididae. The record is from RefSeq and is a predicted model, not a curated record. The coding region runs from base 1 to 1557 and encodes 518 amino acids.